This is a messenger RNA of Maudiozyma saulgeensis, 2607 nucleotides long. Lineage: Eukaryota; Fungi; Ascomycota; Saccharomycetes; Saccharomycetales; Saccharomycetaceae. The record is from the annotation of a GenBank genome assembly.
AUGGGCUCAACGUUGGACCAACCAGGGAUGUUUGCUGGUAUAGAAUAUAAUAAUAGCGAUGAGGUAUACAAUGGUAGUAGUCAUACUCAGAGUGACGACAUGAGUGAUUCAUUAGGGGCACUAUCUGAUGAAUUAGGAUCAUUUCAUAUUAGUCAACCAACAACGUAUGCUACAAAUGCAACAACAUUAAACAGUAAGAUUUCAAAACCUUUAAAAGCUUAUCAAACAAACAAUAGUUUUUCUGAAUCUGCAUUUAUUUCACAAUUCCAUGAUGACAAUGAUAAAGAUAAUGAUGACAUAGAGUAUGAUAGUUCUGUCUCGCCUUCAUCUGUGCUUUUGAAUAAGGAUCUCGAGGAAGAAGAAACUAAUGAUAAUGAUGAUGACGAUUAUCAUGAACAUGAGAGUAUUAUGGAUUAUGGCACUGUAAAUAGAAGAACACAAAAAUCUACUAGAGGUACUACAAUGGAAAUUUCACCUCCUCAGUUUAUACCUUAUAUGAAAUCUCAUAUGAAAUCAACUUCACCUGUACAAAGAUUGAAUUUUAGUUAUAAUAAUGAUAAUGGAGAACUCCCGCUAAGUUCAGAAGAUCUUAAAAGUAUGAUAGAAAAUGAAGAUGGGCUAAUUGCACUUAAUAACAAUAAUAAAAAUAAUAAUAAAACUGGAUCAAGGACGAGAGAACCAGAAUCUGCUCUAAUUAUUAGGGAUAUCGGUGAAUUGUCUGGUCAGAUGAUGAAUACGUUCAAGAAGAAGAACGAAUUACAACAAUCUAGAAUAUAUCAUGAUGAAACUACCUCUGAACCAAUAUAUAAUGACGAGAAUAAUGAAAAUAAAACGACAAAUAACAGUAAUAGUAAUGAUGAUGGCGUAAAUGAGUUUGCUAAUAGUAGUGUGUUUGAAGAUGAAGAUCCCGCAUUGGCUGCCAAACAGGUUUAUAAUAAUUUAUUGAGGACACAGGGUUCAAGGUUUGAUAUGAAACGUAAUAUCACGAACCGUACUAUUUCUACUAGAGGUAGUUCUGUGAGUGGUACUAAUCAUAAUAAUAGUAACGAACUAAACCUGAUUACACCUAGUUCCAUUGGUUACAGAUUUAAACAUUCUAAAGGUAUAUGGGUACCAGAGGAUGAAUUCCAAAAUAUAUCUACUAGUCAAGUCGAAGAAACAACUGCCACAACUACAACAAAUACAAGUAAGAUGAACCAUUCAUCGACAAAGAAUACAACAUCAACAUUUACGAUGGAGGAGGAGGAGGAGGAAGAGACACAGGAUGAUAUUGUAAACUCAACUACACCCUUAGAUCCACCUCGUGUUGAUCAAGAAACUUUAAUAAAAAGUGUAUUUUCACAAGGUAGACCCAAUAAUGUGACUGAUUUGAACCAACGAGAAGCAUUAAAAGAUACUUCUAAGUUAAGUGAUAUCCCAGAAAUGUCAUUCAGUGGUAAUAAACAACAAACGGUAUCUUUGUUACUGAGUGCAUUGGAGUCCACAGUACCACAUCCAACCAAUUGGGAACAAGUACAUGAUUUGAAGAUAUCACACCAGAGAACACUGCGCAGCGUAGUAGCAUUAGGCACAUAUACCCCAAAUUUGAUUAAAUUAGAUGUCAGUCAUAACAAAAUUGGAAAUGUGGAGGGACUCCCGAUAACACUAAAAGAACUGGGUUUAAGGGAUAAUGAAAUCAACGACACAUUUUGUAUAUUCGCAGAAGAUAACAGAUUACACAUAUUAGAUCUAUCACACAAUUUACUGGCACGUAAUUUGCAAAUACUGAAGAGUAGUCAUAAUUUAUUGUCGGUCGAUGUAAGUCAUAAUAGCAUUGUUUCAUUGGCAGAAUUGGGAGAUUCUAUGAUUCGUUCGUUGGAUGUAUCAUAUAAUUUACUUAGCGGUAUUAUAGACUUUGAGAAGGUGGUAUUACAAAAUGAUAACCGCCUUGGUGGAUGGCUCACGUUAGAGAGCUUAGAUCUAAGUGGUAAUACUCGAAUUACUGAAUUGCGCCACUUAGAGAAAUUACCUUGUCUGAAAAUGUUACGUGUCAAUGAUAUCUCUGGGUUAAUGAUCACACAUACUGAAAGUAGUGCAUUACAUGAAUUGGAAAUUAUAUGUAGUUAUAAUGGUAAGGAAGGAAAUAGUGGUGAGAUUCUGGAUUUAAAAGGGUUUCCAUAUUUGAAAAUACUCUCUAUAGACAGUGAGAAAGUUUUUGGUUCGGCUAUGCCACCUACUCUUCGUACAGUGACGAUAAUGGGUGACCAAAAUAGAGAGCAGAAUAGUAAGCAUUUCAGUGAUACAUUAAGUAAAAUACCGAGAGAGAUCUGUUCUUUGAAUAUAAUCGAUUCUCUACAGCUAGAUCCUCUAUCUCUAUUAGAUCCAGCGUACUUCAACGGAUUACAGCAAUUGUCUCUCAAAGGUUGUGGUGUUGGGAGUGCAUAUGCAUUGUUAUCACGAUUACCAUCUCCACAAACACUACAAAGGUUGGAUAUCAGUGGUACACCACUAGCAAAACGUAGGAUACUAGCUGUAUCCUCGUCGGUUGAUGGUCGAAAUCAGUUUAAAAAACAACUAACUGGGCUUGUACGUGCUACUUGUCCUGCUCUUCAACAGCUCAUAUUUUAA